GGGUGAAUGUGUUUUUUAUUGCCCGAUCGGCAAGUCUGAAUGAGCUAUGCCGUAGGUGUAUUAGACUCAAGCUUCUAAGCAAAUGAAGCUGAAUUCCUUCUGUUCCGACUGCCGAGCGGGUUCGUAUUCGGCAUCUUAUCCGGUGCCGACUGGAUUAAAGGGUUGCGAUAUAUGCAGUAGAGGUAACACGGGGACAUGCGGACUUUGGUUCUCUCGCAGCGACGACUGUCAACAAUAGCGUCAAGUGUCAGAAGUCGAUAUAGAAGCCUGCAAAGCCUACAUACACCUGCAUACAACAUGGCUCUGGCACAAUCUGAAAGACAGCCCGUCCCAGACAGGACAUCGUUCACAGCAAUGGACAGCGUGGAGUAUAUCUGGAAGCAUCUCGGGCUCCCCCUCGAGUCACUGGACGCUCUGGACCUAAAAGGUAGCGGACCGGGUCUCCCCUCGUCCUUCAAAAUAGCCGACCUCGCGCAAGCAUCCAUCGGGCUCUCCGCCCUCCUCGCGGCGCAGAUAUACGCCCUCCGCACUGCCUCCCCAGUCCCCGCGGUGAGCGUGUCCCGCCAGCACGCCGUCAUCGAAUUCAAGUCCGAGAGACUCGGCCUCCACAAAACCUCCGACGGCCACGUCCGCGUCCACGACGGCUUCCCCAACCACAGCAACGGCGCAAAGACUUUGCUCAGGUGCCCACCAUCCAGCGACCGCCCCACCGUCAGCGCCGCCAUCGCCCCCUGGCGCUCCGUCGACCUCGAAACCGCCGCCUUCGACGCCAGCUGCGUCAUCUCCGCCUUGAGAUCCUACGCCCAGUGGGACGUCACCCCGCAGGCCCGCGCCUCCAUGCGCAGCGCACCCCCAGACAAAUGCCUCCGCGGCCUGCGCGUGCUCGAACUCUCCCGCGUCAUUGCGACCCCACUCUCCGGCAAGACCCUGGCCGCCCACGGCGCAGACGUCCUCUGGAUCGAUCUCGACUCAGCAGAAGGGGAAGCAGAGCUAUGGCGGCUCCUUGACGACGCGCACGUCUUCGUGCAGGGCUACCGGCCGGGAAGUCUCGCUGCAAGGGGAUUCUCACCGGAAACACUGGGGGCGCGCGCUGCGGCGCGGGGCAGGGGAAUCAUCUGCGCGAAUCUGUCCGCUUAUGGUCCCGAUGGUCCCUGGCGGGGCCGCCGCGGCUUCGAUUCGCUGGUUCAGACGUGUUCCGGGAUGAACGUGUCGGAGGCGGAGCACUACGGGGCUGGAGAGCCGGGGCGGGCAGCGCCGUGCCAGGUGCUGGAUCAUGCGGCGGGGUAUUUCCUAGCAGCGGGGAUUGAAGCGGCGGUGUAUCGGCAGGCUGUUGAGGGGGUUCGGGCCCGGGAUUAUACGUGUCUGGCGGAUGUGCCCGAGCAGUACCUGCAGACGAGGCAGACGGGGUUUGGGGAGAUGACGUUUGUGAGGCAUUCUGCUGCGGUGGAGGGGGUGGAGGUGGGGUGGGAUGUUAUGCCUAAGCCUUUGGGGUCGGAUGAGAAGAGGUGGUUGUAAUCAUGUACCCAGUCCCCAUGGCUAUUUACUCUGGCUCUAAGUCCAGAGACGCUAUCCAUGAUAUCAUGUUGUUGUUGCUUAGUUCAUGGUCUAUGGGUCUAUGACCAGGUCUGCAGGAUGACACAGUCAAUGAAUGCUGGAUUGAGCGAAGCAAUAAAUUCAAAAUACAUGCACAUUGGUAUAUACGAAUACAAAGCUAGGACAAAGCCCGAGACGAUCAAAUGACAAGAAGAGUUAGCGGUUUGACACGA
Molecule: messenger RNA, 1766 nt
Organism: Aspergillus novofumigatus IBT 16806
Lineage: Eukaryota; Fungi; Ascomycota; Eurotiomycetes; Eurotiales; Aspergillaceae
Product: CAIB/BAIF family enzyme
Exons: 6
Coding region: 298-1515 (405 amino acids)
Molecular function (GO): catalytic activity
Source: RefSeq, a predicted model, not a curated record